This is a messenger RNA of Notolabrus celidotus (New Zealand spotty), 6522 nucleotides long. RefSeq names its product xenotropic and polytropic retrovirus receptor 1 homolog. The record is from RefSeq and is a predicted model, not a curated record. The annotation marks the transcript as partial. NCBI's taxonomy places the organism in Eukaryota, Metazoa, Chordata, Actinopteri, Labriformes, Labridae. Gene Ontology annotation, cellular component: plasma membrane; Golgi apparatus; cytoplasm. The transcript is spliced from 12 exons. Gene Ontology annotation, molecular function: inositol hexakisphosphate binding. Gene Ontology annotation, biological process: cellular response to phosphate starvation; phosphate ion transport.
AACCUGAACUUCACCGGUUUCAGGAAGAUCUUGAAGAAGCAUGAUAAGAUUUUGGAGACAUCGAGGGGGGCGGACUGGAGGGUGGCUCAUGUUGAAGUGGCCCCGUUCUACACAUGCAAGAAAAUCACACAGCUCAUCUCUGAGACAGAGGCACUGGUCACAACAGAGCUGGAGGGUGGAGACAGACAGAGGGCCAUGAAAAGACUGAGGGUACCCCCUCUGGGAGCUGCACAGCCGGCUCCUGCCUGGACCACCUUCAGAGUCGGGCUUUACUGUGGAGUGUUUCUUGUCCUGGUAGUCACUGUCGUUAUAACAGGAGCUGUGGUGAUCAGGAGCGCUGACGUAUGGCCUAUGGUCAGGAUCUACAGAGGAGGCUUCCUGUUGAUCGAGUUUCUCUUCCUUCUAGGCAUUAACACGUACGGCUGGAGACAGGCCGGAGUCAACCACGUACUCAUAUUUGAGCUCAACCCCAGAAACAACCUGUCCCACCAGCAUCUGUUUGAGAUUGCAGGUCUGUUGGGGGUGCUCUGGUGCGUCAGCCUGCUGUCUUGUCUGUUCAGUGACAGCAUCCUGAUACCAAUGCAGGCCAACCCUCUCGCUCUCUACGGCCUCUUCUUCCUCUUCUUCAUCAACCCCUUCAAGACCUUCUACUACAAGUCCCGCUUCUGGCUGCUCAAACUCUUGUUUCGAGUGGUGACUGCUCCGUUUCACCGCGUGGGCUUCGCAGACUUCUGGCUCGCUGACCAGCUGAACUCUCUGGUUGUGGUUCUGAUGGAUCUGGAGUACAUGAUCUGUUUCUACAGUUUUGAACUGGACUGGAAGAAACGUGACGGGCUCAUCAGCAGUGCAGGUAAAGAUGUGUGCAACACGUACUCCUACGGUGUGCGCGCAGUGAUCCAGUGUCUUCCUGCUUGGUUCCGAUUCGUCCAGUGUCUGCGGCGUUACCGUGACACCAAACGGGCCUUCCCUCACCUGGUCAACGCUGGGAAAUACUCCACGUCUUUCUUUGCGGUCACCUUCGCUGCUCUGUACAGCACACACAAAGCAGAGUCUGAAGCUGACGCUCAGAUCUUCUUCUACCUGUACAUCAGCUGUUCAGUGGUCAGCUCAUGUUACACCCUGGUCUGGGACUUAAAGAUGGACUGGGGCCUCUUUGACCGCAACGCAGGAGAGAACACUUUUCUGAGAGAGGAGAUAGUCUACCCACAUAAGGCCUACUACUACUGCGCCAUCGUGGAGGAUGUGCUGUUACGCUUUUCAUGGACUGUGACUCUCACCCUCAGCACAAUCUCUGGGUUUCAUGGCAUCUCUGACAUUCUGGCGACUGUACUGGCUCCAAUGGAGGUCUUUAGACGCUUUGUGUGGAACUUCUUCCGACUGGAGAACGAACACUUGAAUAACUGUGGUGAGUUCAGGGCCGUCAGAGACAUCAGCGUCGCUCCGCUCAACGCCGACGACCAGACCCUGCUGGAGCAGAUGAUGGACCAGGAGGACGGAGUCCGAAACCGGCAGGGCAAGAAGAGCUGGAAGAGGAGCUACAGCAUGAGCCUACGCAGGCCGCGACUGGCCUCACAGUCCAAGACUCGUGACACCAAGGUCUUGAUAGACGACACAGACGACGACUCCUGACAUCAGGCCACGCCCCUCGCCUGGGUACAGAAUCUAUUCAAAGGAGGAAACUCGACCUCCUAACCAACAAAUCACCCGGCGAGUUGGGCGUUGAACUCUGAAAACCUUUCCGAGUUUUAAGCUCUCAUGACUCUUUCAUCCCUCCUCCGAUGCACGAGCCUCUUCUCGGGCUCUGAACUCUUGCACAGGAAGAGUGUUGACUCCUUGAACAAACAUGGCCACCCAAACUCCCGCCCCUUCCUCCGCUGUAGUCAGGAGAGGGCUGCUCAUCAUCACUUGAACUCAACCUCUUCCCCAAGCUGUGGGGGGAAAAACUUGAUUCCUUGUUGUCUGUGGUCGGUCACAGGCAGACUCCACCAACCCACCCACUCCUCAGUCAUUCCCACGGCGCUCCUCAAAGCCUCCGCCUCGCAUGAAAAGUCCCACUGACAUGGAACGCAUGCACUCCGGCAGGAAGUGUCCCCCCCGCUCCCUCUCGGCUUCAAUCGACCAACAAGUUCAGACCCACUGGGUGUUUGAGGACCAAAACUUUUAUUCCCCCGCCUGUAGCUGUAGCUUUGAGACUCCGCCCACACUCGCAGCUUCCAGGUAACCCUUAGAGAAACGUCUUAAAACAAGUUCACCACAAAGUAUCCUCUCAUCCGGACCUCAGGAGGACCUCACAUCCUCCUCCAUGUGUUUCAGUGACUCAAUAAGCCUUGUGACCUCCCCUUCCCGCCCCCCCUGACCCUGACCUCUGGCGCUUACAGACUAUACUGCAGACAUUGUGUGAUGCCGAUCAUCACCGGCCUGACUCUCUCGCUCUUUAAGCUUGCCCCCCCCUCCUCCUUCAAAUCAUCACAAAGCUGCCUACCUGCACCUCGCACGCUUUACAAACACACGAGCAGAAACACGCACUUUGUCGAAAGUCAAUCAGAGCGGUAAACGCCUCUUUGUGUGUGGAAACGCACACAGACAGUGAUUUUAUGUUUCGUGGGAUUGGAUGUGCAAACACGUGACCAUAAACCUCUAUCCAGAAGCAGAGCGCUGCUGACAUACGUACACGUAACUCGCCAUUAUUUGUAGUUGUGGUUUGUAAAUAUGGAAAAGACCAAAGUCGGUGGGGAACAUUGAUUAAGUGUGUGAUACUCUAAAAGGAAGUGAAGGCUGCGUUGGAACAGCAGCUGGAAUGACUGUUCAGCCGCAGAGCUGAGAGGAUUUGCAACGUUUACUUUGUUCCAGAACAAAAAUGAAGAUUAUUAUUCAUCCUGUGGUAACUCCCGAGUCACUCCGUUUGGUAACUAAAUAUCCUCCAGAUGUCUGGACAUGCUUUUGCUGAAUGUAUACUAAUUUAUUUAUGUAUGUAUGGCUGGGAGAAGAGGCCCAAAAGAAGCACCUUUAACCCGUUUUUAAAAGGUCAGAGUUUUUGAACGUUGAGAAUAAGUGGGAUGUUGUUUUUGUCCUUCCUCUGGGUUUGAUUCAGUCGUGUAUGUUUGGUUACUGGUUUCUUUGAAUGUGACGGAGAGAAGAGAGAGGGGGGGGGGACUCCCAGGUCUUCAUCAGACUCGGCAGAGACCGGACAGGUAGGUCUGAUAACACUGGAGAAAUGUUUGAAGAAGAGGAAGGAUCUGUUUCUGUGUUUUUUUCUUUUUCCCACAUUCCUGAAGAGGUUGAGAAACUUCUGACAUCUGCUGAUGUUUGGAUCUGUAAUGUGUAGCUGGUUCACUUUACCGUCUGUGUUUUUUUAACGACCUGAUUGACCUUCCUCUUUAAUCCGACCGACCUCUCUGCUCUCAAUCAGUUCCUCCGUGUCACUCGCGAAAAGGUUUUGGGUUGAACGUGUAAAUCUUCGAGCAGGCGCCCCCCUUGGACCGAACUCAGCUGUUACUCUUCGGUGUGUAGUAGGAUUUGUGCACUUUAAUGCCAAACACCAUGUUUCAUUUUCUACCUUUUUGCUUUGUCAUUGUGACAAAAUGGUAAAUCCCCCCGCCUGGCGACUCUGACGAUUGGAGUCGUCGGGGGGGUUCCAGUAGGUGUUAGUCUUUCAUAGUGUCAUAGUCAUUUUUUUUAUUUGACCUCACUGAAAAAUAAAUGGAAGAACAACUUUUUGAGGACUCACAAAGUGAAUGUGCGAUGUUUUUGUAUCCUUGGGUUUAUAGAGAGCUUUAUUGAACGUAUAAGUAGAAAGAAGAAGCUUUAUUUCUUCAUCUUGAGUCCUGAACGGAUCAAAUCCUCCUUUUUAAAUAAGAUUGAAAUGUAAACAUAUUUUAUGUAAGGGAUAAUGUUUCAUCUUGUCCAACCUGAAGGGGUUCUAUGUCCCAUAACUACCUGCUAACUGUACAUUACCCGCUUAUUACCCAGCUACUAACUUCAAACACAAACACGUUGAUUAAAGAUGAAUUUAUUGAUUUGAAGUGAUUUAUGGAAACAGUUUUUCAAAGUAGUCCCCAUACCCCUUUUCGACUGAGGCAGUUUCAGAACCGGUUCGGAGCCGGCGCUCAAUUGAGAACCGUUUUUUCGUGUUUCCACUGCGAGUGAACUGGCUCGCAACCAGCUCCAGAGCGGCUCCAACUCUUUGCUGGUCUAGAACAAGCGGCAACCUCCGGUCUCAAACGAUGAAGCCCAUGCGGAGGUGUUAUAAACUGCAGUUCAUUUAGAAUCCACUUGAGGCUGGCUGCAGAAACACCGGAAACCACAUAGACAUGAACGGGAAAAAGACGAUCUUUGAAGCAUUAAUAAACAUGUUUACAGCCUGGUUCAAAAAACGGCUUGGCUCUACGAAGCUAAUCUCUCUAUCGGCACACACUGUACGGGGUGAAUUUAUUUCUAAUGCGCCGGUUCAGAAGAUCUUAAAGGUGACAUAUCAUGCAAAAUUGACUUUUUAAUGGUUCUUUACCUGAAAUAUGUUUCCCUGGCAUGUCUACACCCCGAGAAUGAAAAAAAUCCAUUCUGCCCCUGUUCUGAUUUCUCCACCUUUCUGUAAAUGUGUGUGAAACGAGCCGUUUCAGACUUCAGUGUUUUUGUUACGUAACAACAAUAUCCGGUCUGUCACGGAGUCAGAGCUCGGAGCUUGUUCAGCCCAUAGACUGUAUAAAAUACAACUCAACCCCUCCUCCGUUUUUCAUUCCCUGCACACAUGUGUGCUAACAAGGAGCUUAGGAGGGAGGCAUGCUAGUUGUAGGCUGCCUUAAUAAACACAAAGGUCGGUUUUACUCCCCACGUCUGCAGAUUUGAAGAUCUAGUGGAUGAUUUUUAUUUAUCAUGGAUAAGUGCUAGCGCUAGUUAGCAUAGCCACAUAGCUACAUGUUCGUAGCUGUGUACCAAGACACACGUCUACAUACUGAUAAAUAAAACAACAAGAAACACUAAAUCUGUGACCAAUCCUUCAGAAAGGUCCUGCUACAGGCGCCUCUCCGUCAGGAUCAGAUUCAGAGGGUUGAAGUAACGCGAUCUCUGAGCAGCCGUGUAUAUUCAGCCAACAUGUAAACAUUAGAUCAACGUGCUGGACAGCCGAGGCACAUCCACUUCCUGAUGGGGCGUGGUCAGAGGGAAAACAGAGUGUUCUGAUGAGGACUGAAGAAGAGGGUUUUUCAGGCAGACCAAAAUCUGAUUUCAAAGUGUUUUUUUGAGCAUAAACUUUAAAGACAUGUUUUGGGGACCUCUUAGACCAAUAUAUAUUGAUGAAAAAAGCGUGAUAUGUCCCCUUUAAGAUUACGAGUUUUUGGCCAAAUAAGGACAUGACUGACUUGACACCCGGUCGGGAACACAUAGCUGUUGGCUAGGAGCCUCAAACUCCACCCCUUUACGUCACACUCUGCCUGGUUUAGUUCCGCAUUUCCAAUAUGGCUGCCGCCGUCGAUUGGCUUCAAAACAGCACUUCAGAAACAGAUUUCUGACAUCACGGAUACUACGUCCAUAUUUUAUACAGUCUAUGGCGCCGCGUUGGUUCGCAAGUUCAACCAGCGCGAGCACCAGCCCAGAAAAUACACCCCGGUUCGCAUUGGUCGAAAAGAGGUAUUACUGUGAUUCCUCGUCAGUGAUCGUUCCAUGGUGAUGGAUUCUUCUCUGCCUGUUGCGGUGGAUUGAACAUGAAGCUGUCUCUGGUGUUGCUUAUGUUAGUGAAAGUUAAUAACCAUCGUCAAGGGGUUUGGACCAAUCAGAAUCAAGCAUCUCACACAGCCGGACCAUCAGUAAGAGAGCCGGGUGAUAAUUAUACUGACAUUCCCAGAUCUUCAGUUCUCCUCUUUAGCGUUGAAGCGAGCGCAGACGCAGACGUACGUUACAUUUGAAAUGUUAUAUAACGAUGUAGCUCAUUCCUCAAUAUGUGAUGUGUGUGUGUUUCAGAGCGGGUACAUGGGGCGGGGGUUUUUAAAGUGUUCCUGAGGGUGAAGAGGAUCCUGGGAGGUCGUGUCCCGCUCAGAAACAUCACAUCCUCAUUUGUUACUUACAGACCUGUUCCAGAAACGUCUCAGAGAGGUCGUCUGUGCAGGUCACAGACAUCUGAAGAGUCGCAGCGUGUUACUGUCUUUGUACUCCUCCAUCUUUAAAGAGUGGUGUCACCAUGUUUCUUUGCACCUUUGGUAUCUUAAUGAUGUGCUGCUGCUCUCUUUAAAAAGCCUGUCUUGUGUCCUGUAGCUGCUUCAGCUUCUUCUUCUUCUUCUUCUGUGUUGUUGACAGCGUUGCCAGAAGCUCCAGGGUUUAGAAUGAAGAGGAUGUCUUUAACUUGUUUCUACAUUUUUACAUGUUUCCCCCCCGAAAGAGGGGAGCAAACUGGGGAUGAUGUUUUGACAUUGUUUGGCCAAUUUUAGAUAAAUGUAAAUGUGAGAACAGCUGGGACACAGAAGCUCACCAAGGGUUUGAUCGAGUGCAAAAUUCAUCAUGUGUAAAAAUCUACAAUAAAAACUAUGAAUCUAA